GUCUAUGAAUUGGAAAAUAGAUCAAACAAUUAUUUGUAAUGGUUUUACUACAAAAAAUUAACACCGCUAAAUUUAAGUAUACAUUAUUUAGUCCACUACUAAAAAUCAAGCAUAGUAAUGAACUUAUCUGGUCAGCAACAAUCUCCGCCCGUCCCCAUCAAGCGACAGUGGUCAAUUGAGCCUUACGUAUAGAGGUCGCACGUGUAGUAUCACGUUUUAGGGUCUGUAUAAUGUGUCGUCGGUAUAUAGAGUUAUAGAGUCAUUAGACAGCUCGUCUUACAAACUCUCGCCUCCUCUUGGGACAAUAACAUCUUCUCGUUCUCAAAAGUCCGUAGUAAAGUUCAGUAAAUUUAUUAUUAAAAAAAACGAGAACAUUUUUUGAUUCAUGAUCGGUUUCUUUUCAAUUUUGUGAUGGACAUCUGACCAGUCAAGUUAUUGUUUCAAUUUUGGAUCUAAAAUCUAUCACACGUAUGAACAAAGUAGGUUUUUCUAAUUUUCAAACUAAAAAUAUUUUAUUUAUUGCAUUGUGAAUGAGGUAUUGAAUUCUUCAUGAACAUGUUUUGAUCUACUGCACUUUAAUACAUGUUUUACUGUUGGUAUGUUCCCAACGAUACCUUAAAUAGUUAUUGGUUAUAUAAAUUGUAAACGCACAGAAACAAUUCAUUAAGUUAAAACAUAUCUUAUUUCUAAUCAAUUUGGCACACGCUUCUAAAACUAUAGUCGCCUCUUUCCUACUUAUAUUGAUGAUAAAAAGAAUGUCGCAUGCAAAAUGGCGUGCCGGAGAAAUAAUAAAAUACAUUGUAUGUUCAUGUAACAAAAUAUAUAGUUUCAAGUAACAUAAAACAAGUUGAAAAAAUUAUAUCAAUUUUUAAAAAAAUUACGCAAUGUUUAAGCGUCAUUCUAACGAUUGCGCUUAAUGUCAAUAUUCUAUAUUAUUCAGACAUGGCUGGUAUCUUUUUGUCAUAUUAAAACUUUUGUUAUAUUUUAUGUAAAACUUUGCAACAUUUGGCAUCAACAUCUGCAGGGGGAAACAAUUGAAGUAUCUUUGUGCAAUGGUAUAUAAGUUACCGUUCUUUGCUGAAUUGGUGUAGUGAAGUUGUAAGUCCUCACCGGAUAACAAUGAUGAAAACUUUUGGAAUCGUUACCAUUUUCUGCUUUGCUUGUGUGGUGUGUAUGGUAUCAGGUAACCACGGAGGGAGAUCAGAUGAAACUAAGGUUGUACAACGCAAAAGACGUGAUUAUGACUAUCAUCUGCUUCAUAUGAUGACAAACCUCCAAAGACAAAUUUCAGCUGUUGAAAAAGAGAUGAAAAAGAGACAGAAAGAGGUAGCGUUCACUGUUGUACACGAUGGAACCGGUCAACGAAUAACACACCAAUCACAGGUCGUGAAAUACAACCAGGUCAAAUUCAACAUAGGCGGUGGGUACCACAAGUACAGCGGCUGUUUUGUUGCCCCUGUCAAAGGAACAUACGUGUUCUUUUUUUCAUUGGAACCAUAUCCAGGCACCAAAUCUUCAUUUGUGAUCACUGUUAACGACCGGGAAAUGCUAGAAGGAGUUUCAGGAGCAAUCCAUAAUGAGUAUAACAUGAGUAGUAAUAUGGUUGUAGUAUCCCUCCGCAAAGGAGACCAUGUGAAUGUCAUGACUCACCCUACCUGGAGUGUCGAUCCACGACAACGUUUAAGGUAUAGCGGAAACAGCUUCUCGGGAUUUCUUCUCUAUCCGAGAUAAUUUUAAAGCCCGAGAAUAUCUUCUCUAUGUCAGAGUUAAUUUCAUUGCUAAAAAUUAUGUAUAAUUAAAGAUUUUAGCAAUUACCAUUGAUUGGUUGAAUUUUAUUUUUCAUUAUAUAUUUCGGCUAAGCAUUGAUUAAGGACAACACGACUCAGUGGAAGUACCGUACCGUUCAAAGUCCUAUGGACGGGGAUAUCUAUUUUGAUGUGUUACUAUGCAUAGUAAUAAGACAGGCAGACAUCUCUCUCUCUCUCUCUCUCUCUCUCUCUCUCUCUCUCUCUCUCUCUCUCUCUCCACUGUACACAUAUUAAUGCAAUUCUAAUUCAUUAUUGUUUAGGUGUGAUUUUGAAGUCGGUAAAACAUUAAAAUGUAAUUAAUUUUUGAGCGACUAUCAAAACGACGUCUGUCCAGUGGAAAAAUUCAUUAGUAUAUUGAAUUUUGAAACAAGAUACAUAAAGUCAAUCUCCAACUUCAUCGAUAUGCCGCCG
Magallana angulata is the source of this 2219-nucleotide messenger RNA. RefSeq names its product cerebellin-3-like. The transcript is spliced from 4 exons. NCBI's taxonomy places the organism in Eukaryota, Metazoa, Mollusca, Bivalvia, Ostreida, Ostreidae. The coding region runs from base 1120 to 1731 and encodes 203 amino acids. The record is from RefSeq and is a predicted model, not a curated record. Gene Ontology annotation, molecular function: protein binding.